AUGGAACACUUCCGCAAGUCCCCUCCUGGUCUUUUGCUUCAUGUUUUCCGUGCCCAGGCCGUGGAGAAGCCUCGAAGAACCAAGGCGAACCGCCUGAAGGAGGCCCUGGAGGAGGAGGAAGAGAAAGAGGAGAAGGAGCCCAAGGGCGUGGUUUACCUGGGCCAUAUUCCAAACGGCUUCUUCGAGCCGCAGAUGAGAAAGUACUUCUCCCAGUUCGGCCAAGUCACUCGCAUGCGCCUGGCGCGCUCCCGGAAGACCGGGGGCUCCAAGGGCUAUGCGUUCAUCGAGUUCAAAGAGGAGAGCGUGGCCAAGAUUGUGGCAUCUACCAUGAACAAGUACCUUCUGUUUGACAAGUCCCUUGUAUGUGAGUUCCUGCCCAAAGAGAAGUGUCACAAGAAGCUCUUCGCCGGCUGGCGAAGAAUACCGAAGGACACUCGAAAAGAGAGGCGAGAGAAGGAAGUCAUACAAGACAACGACCGACCAAUGGUUGAGGUCAACGGCAUGUCGGUUCCGCAGCUCACAGAGCAACAGGCCAGCAGGCAGCUGCGGCAAAAGCGAAAGCUCAAGGAGAAGCUGGCCAGCCUCGAGGUGGACUUUGAUUUAGACGAAGUCCUAGGAGGCACGGCCGACGAUGAGGCAGAAGAGGAUGCCAAGGAGGAGAAGGAGCCUGCAGCCAAGAAGCGUCCCAAGAAAAAGCCAAGGAAGCAGGCUGCUGCAUAG
This is a messenger RNA of Symbiodinium sp. CCMP2592, 720 nucleotides long. Lineage: Eukaryota; Dinophyceae; Suessiales; Symbiodiniaceae. The record is from the annotation of a GenBank genome assembly.